AUGAACACCGACGAGGCAGACGACACCCUCUACCCCAUCGCCGUCUUGAUUGACGAGCUCAAGCACGAAGACGUCAGCCUGCGCGUCAACGCAGUAAAGCGCCUUUCCACGAUUGCGCUUGCCCUUGGGCCAGAGCGGACCCGUGAGGAGCUCAUCCCUUUCCUUGAAGAGUCGAUCGACGAUGAGGAUGAGGUCCUGACGGUGCUUGCCGAGGAGCUCGCGGGCUUUGUAGAUUACGUCGGUGGAGCGUCUUACAGCCACCUUCUUCUGCCUACCUUGGAGACACUGGCUGCCGUUGAAGAGACGGUUGUGAGAGACAAAGCCGUCGAUUCGAUUGCCAAAAUUGGAGCGGGGCUUUCCCAGGCACAAAUAGAAGAGCACUACCUGCCGAUGAUUAGGCGCCUUUCGACGGGCGACUGGUUCACGAGCCGAACGAGCGCAUGCGGGCUCUACGCACCGGCCUAUACUUUGUGCACGCCAGCUUUGCAGGAGGAGCUGCGAAAACUGUACACUCAAUUGUGCCAGGAUGACACACCUAUGGUUCGCCGUGCCGCUGGAACGCACUUGGCGAAACUCACAAAGAAAGUCUCGAAAGAGCACGUACUUUCCGAAGUGAUUCCUCUCUUCCGCCACCUUGCCGUGGAUGAGCAGGACUCAGUUCGGUUGUUGACAGUGGAAAGCCUGGUUGCUAUUGCGGAGCAGCUGAGCCCCGAGGAGACCAAAACCCAGCUUCUGGAGUUGCUUCGCACGAUGUGCACAGAUAAAUCAUGGAGGGUUCGGUAUAUGAUUGCCGACAAGUUUGUGCAGCUUGCGAAAGCUGUUGGGCCGACAAUUAUCCGAGAGGAUUUGAUCUCCGCAUUCGUGACAUUACUGAAGGAUAAUGAGGCUGAAGUACGGACAGCCGCUGCUGGACAAGUGCCAGGUUUCAGCGUUCUCAUUGAACAGGACGCCGUCCUCCGUGAAAUCCUCCCGUGCGUCAAGGAUCUUGUCACGGACACUUCUCAACACGUGCGCGCCGCUUUGGCGACCCAAAUCAGCGGCUUGGCCCCAUUCCUUGGAAAGGACAACACCAUCGAGCACCUUUUGCCUCUCUUCCUGCAGCUCCUCAAGGAUGAGGCGCCAGAGGUCCGACUCAACAUCAUUUCCAAAUUGGACCGUGUCAACGAGGUCAUCGGGAUCGACCUUCUUUCCCAAUCCCUCUUACCGGCUAUCAUCGAGCUCCAAGAAGACAAGCAAUGGCGCGUGCGAUUGGCCAUCAUUGAGAACAUUCCUCUACUUGCCAGUCAAUUGGGAGUUGCAUUCUUCGACGAGAAACUAGCGGACCUCUGCAUGAACUGGCUGGGAGACAGCGUUUUCUCCAUCCGUGAGGCGGCCACCAUCAACCUCCGCAAGCUGACCGAGGUGUUCGGAGUGGACUGGGCCAAGCACGCCAUCAUCCCCAAGAUCUUGGAGAUGUCGAAACACGAGAACUACUUGUACCGCAUGACUACUGUCUUUGCGCUGACGACCAUUGCCUCAGCAGUCAACGGCGACGCCCUGCGCGAGUUCAUCCUCCCCACCGUGAUUACCCUCUCCUCCGAUCCGAUUCCCAACAUCCGCUUCAACGUGGCCAAAUCGUUCGAGCAGAUCAUCCCCCUCGCCAGGAAGGCCAACCUCGCCUCGACCGUCACUGACCAAAUCAAGCCGGCGCUGGCGAGGCUGUCGGAGGACUCGGAUGUCGAUGUGAGGUAUUACGCUCAAAGGGCUGCGGCUACUGCUUGGUGAGUGCGCGUUAUCUCUUUCAUUGUCCGCAAAACUUGUUGGCAGUACAUUCUCACGCCCUUGC
Molecule: messenger RNA, 1825 nt
Organism: Fimicolochytrium jonesii
Lineage: Eukaryota; Fungi; Chytridiomycota; Chytridiomycetes; Spizellomycetales; Powellomycetaceae
Product: armadillo-type protein
Exons: 11
Coding region: 1-1764 (587 amino acids)
Biological process (GO): protein dephosphorylation
Cellular component (GO): cytoplasm; protein phosphatase type 2A complex
Molecular function (GO): protein phosphatase regulator activity; protein binding
Source: RefSeq, a predicted model, not a curated record